AUGGCAAAUUACUGUAGAUCAAUAUUUUUAUCCAUUUGUGAUUCAGAAUAUUCCAAUCAAAAUGAACGAGAAACAAGACGAUUGUUUGAUAAAUCAUGUAAACCGAUUAUAAAGAAUGAUGCAUGCAAUAUAGAUGAUAAAGAUAAAUGGAAAGAAUAUGCAACAUACGCUGGUAUUGCAAUAGCUGGAAUUUUUAUAAUCAUAAUAAUAAUAUGGGGUGGUAGAAAAAUUUAUUAUCGAAUAACCACUACACCUGAAAUGAAAGCAAUGGAGGCAUAUAAGAAAGAAAAAUUUGAACAAUUAUUGGAAAUGGAAACAAUUCGUACAAUUUAUGAUCAAGAAGUUGAUAAUUUGGACAAUAUUUGGCACGAAAGUACAGCUAAAACGAUAAAAUCAGGAAAGCCAACAACGUCUAGUUCAGUUGUUGACAAACGGGAUAAUGUAAUGACGACUUUAUCGAUACAAAAUAAAGGUUUUAAGGAAAAAAUACGUUCAGAUAUUGAAACGAAUUCAAAAAAUACAAAUUUUUGGAAUGAUUUUCAUGCAAAUUCACAAAAAUAUUAUGCUGAUUCAUCAUCCAAUUUGGUACCGAAAAAGAACAUGAAAGAACGAUUUAAAUGGUCGAAAAAGAAAGUAAAAAAUGGAAAAAAAGAUGCAAUGAAUAGAGAUGAAUUAAUUCGAACAGAAGCACGUUUACAAUAUGAAGAUAUUAAAAAAGAUAAUCGACGAAGAUUAACGGAUGAUAAAGCAUAUUAUGCAAAAAUUAAAAAAGAAACAGCAAAAAACAUGCCAAUAGUAGAUAGAGAAAAAUUGGGAAAAACAUUAAGACCAAGAAAAAAACUUGAACAAAAAGAAGACAUUGAUCCAUUGUUGGCGAAAACGAUUAGCAUUCUAAAUCAAGAACAGAUUGAUAUUCAUCAUGAAAUGUUACGUACGAAAAGAUUUGCUAAAUUUGAAAAAAUGGAUCAAUUGGAAAAAUGGUCCAAAACAUUGAAAGAAACACGGACAAAAACACGAAACGAUCGUAACAAAGAAUUUUUUGGUGAACCAGUUAAAAUUUUAGAUAUACCGGUGAUCGAUGAUGAUGAUUUAGCUUUCGAUUUUGAACCGGAAGAAGAAAAACAGCUAUUAUUACUAGUAGUUCCAAAAAGUUAUCGACGAAAAAAGGAAAAUCGAAAAAAGAUUUGAAAUCGAAAGAUAAAAC
Molecule: messenger RNA, 1204 nt
Organism: Dermatophagoides farinae (American house dust mite)
Lineage: Eukaryota; Metazoa; Arthropoda; Arachnida; Sarcoptiformes; Pyroglyphidae
Source: RefSeq, a predicted model, not a curated record